AAGGCCAGCUUAAACAUCCACAGAGUGAAAUGAGCAACCAGCGAAAUUCAUGUCCAAUAAAAACAAAAAAACAUAUGGAGAGACCACAUGCGGUACCCAAACAUGGAUUGUGGCACAACCGAAAGUACCAAAGGCCACUCAAGUUUUAUCUUUUACAUGUAACCUGAGUGCGAUCCCUUUUUCACCGUAUGAAAUGAUUGUGAUAUAAACCAUAAAGAGGAGCUUGUGCGGUCUGUUGAAACUGCUGCCAACAUGUGGAGGCUAACUGCUGCAACAUCCUUGAACAAUUUACGUCAAUUUCUUCUUAAGAGAAGUGGUAAUAUGGUGAAACUUUAUCAUGCAAACAGUGGAUGUUUUGGCUACAGACCAUCUCCACAAGUAACUCUGAAAGGUGGUGAAGAGGUAUUGCAAAACAGAAUCAAGAAUGCUGAUAUUCUUAGACUGGUGACAGCUUACAGAGAACAUGGACACAAGAGUGCUGACGUAAAUCCACUAAAUAAUUUAUCAACAAGAGAUUCACAAGAACUUUCUUUAGAGAGAUUUGGUUUGGAUGAUGUUGACAUUAAGAAGAAUUUCAAGUUAUCGGGUUUGUUGCAGUGUAAUGGACAGGAAGAAGCUACUCUUACAGAAAUUCUCAAACAUUUAGAAAAAGCGUACUGUGAGCAGUUAUCAGCAGAGAUUCAGCACAUUGUGGAUGAGUCAGAAAGGCUUUGGUUUGCAGGAUUGAUUGAAGAAAGUGUCCAGUGGACACUAGAAGCGGACAGACAGACACACUUGGCUGAGCUGUUAUUAAAAUCACAGGCAUUUGACAACUUUGUUGCCAAGAAAUUCCCAACAGUCAAGCGAUAUGGUGCUGAAGGGGCAGAAAGCAUGAUGGCAUUUUUUGAUGAACUCUUUCUUCAAUCCUCAUAUUGUGAAAUUCAAGAGUUGGUUUUAGGCAUGCCACACCGAGGACGUCUCAACCUUUUGACUGGUCUCCUCAAAUAUCCUGUUGCUCAAAUGUUUUCCAAGAUGAGAGGAAACUCUGAGCUUCCACCAGGUGCCCAAGGCAUUGGAGAUGUCCUGUCUCACUUGUUCAAUUCCGCCGAUCUAGAUUAUGGUCGCAAGCGGCCUCUUCAUGUGUCAAUGUUACCAAACCCGUCACACUUAGAUGCUGUUGAUCCUGUAACUACUGGGAAGGCGAGAGGUCGGCAAUUAACAUUGAAAGAUGGUUGCUAUAGUGAUCUCCCAGACUGCCAAAUGGGUGACAAGGUAUUGAGUGUUAUGGUGCAUGGCGAUGCCUCAGUCUCUGCUCAGGGAGUUGUAGCAGAGACCCUUUGUCUGGCAAACUUACCUCACUUCAGUGUUGGUGGCACUAUCCAUUUGAUCGUUAAUAAUCAGCUUGGUUUUACGACGCCUGGAGAGAGAGGAAGGUCGUCAAUGUACAGCAGUGAUGUUGGUAAAAUGAUUGGUUGUCCUGUGCUCCAUGUUAAUGGUGAUAAUCCCGAGGAAGUGGUUCGCGCAUGUCGACUGGCCUUGGAAUACAGAAUGAAAUGUAGAAAGGAUAUUAUUGUGGAUAUGCUGUGUUACAGACGAUGGGGUCACAAUGAGAUUGAUGAUCCGUCUUUUACUCAGCCAACUAUGUACCAAGUAAUAGAGAACAGGCCUAGUGUGCCUGACGCGUAUGCAGAGAGCCUAGUAACAAGAGGUGUGGUCACUCAUGAACAGUUGCAGAAAGAUGCCACUGAUUAUACGGCGUACCUAAAUAAUGAAUUAAAGCUUGCAGAUAAUGUUACACCCAACACAAGCCACCUUGAAGGACACUGGAAAGGCUUGGUUCAGGCCGGGGAAGAUAAAAUUACCACAUGGGAUACAGGCUUUCCUCUAGAGGGCUUGCUGUUUGUUGGAGCUAAGUCUGUCGAGACACCAGACUCAUUCAAUAUUCACCCACAUCUGAAAAAGACUCAUGUUGAAGCUAGGAUAAAGAAACUUACGAGUGGGACUGGGAUUGACUGGGCCACAGCAGAAGCGCUUGCUAUCGGGAGCCUUCUUUAUCAAGGAUAUCAAGUACGUUUUAGCGGACAGGAUGUUGGGCGAGGGACGUUCAGUCACAGACAUGCUAUGUUGGUGGAUCAGCUAACAGACGAGAUGCACGUGCCACUGAAUAACAUGUCAGAACAGCAGAACGCCUUCCUUGAGGUUGUAAACAGUCCACUGUCAGAAGAAGCAUGUCUUGGCUUUGAAUAUGGCAUGAGUAUUGAGAAUCCUAAUCACCUUAUCAUCUGGGAAGCACAGUUUGGAGAUUUCUUUAAUGGAGCGCAGAUUAUUAUCGAUACAUUUGUAUCAGGAGGAGAGGCAAAGUGGCUGUUACAGAGUGGUCUAGUGAUGUUACUGCCUCACGGCUAUGAUGGCGCUGGACCUGAGCAUUCAUCUUGUAGAAUGGAAAGAUUUCUUCAGUUGACAGACAGUAAGGAAGACGGAGUGGAUGGCGACAGUGUUAACAUGCAGAUAGCGAACCCCACCACACCUGCGCAGUACUUCCACUUAUUACGUCAACAGAUGGUACGCAACUUUCGCAAACCUCUAAUUGUCGUUGGACCCAAACUCCUGCUAAGACUUCCAGUUGCUGUAUCGUCUCUUAAGGAGAUGGGCCCAGGGACCCAUUUUAAACCAGUGCUGGGAGACGACACUGUUAAUAGUGCCUCAGUGACGCGUGUAGUAUUCUGCUCUGGGAAGCAUUAUUACGCGCUGGCAAAACAAAGAGAAACAACUAACAGCAUGGACACAGCCAUUAUUAGACUUGAGUCAUUAUGCCCGUUUCCUGUUGAGAUGCUUCGUGAAGAGCUGCAGAAGUUCCCAGGAGCGAAAGAAUUUGUUUGGAGUCAAGAAGAACACAGGAAUAUGGGAGCUUGGGGUUUUGUCUCGCCGCGAUUUGAGAACAUCCUAGGAAUCAAGCUCCAGUAUGUUGGUCGCAAAGUUUUGGCUGUGCCCGCAGUGGGUAUUGGGAAGUUACAUGCACAAGAAGUAACCGACAUUCUGAGUGGCACAUUUCCAAAUAAGGCGAAAUAACCGCGCUGCUAAGCACAACCAAGAUGGACAGAAACCAUCCCGACCUCUCCCUUCACAAAUGGCUGUUCGCACGUUUAUGGAUCUGAGCUUCUUCGACACUGGCGACACUACAAGGCGGAUCGUGACCUCAACGAAAACGCAGAAUGCGGGGGAUUCUAAAUGGCAUUUUUUAAACAAUGACUGGGGACUUAAAAUUAGUAAUAACACUAGAAUUAAAUCUAGUAAUAAGUUAUUACUAAUUUAUUACCUUAGAAUGCCAAAAACUAAACACACUUUUUAAAGUAUCCGAUAAUUCACGAGUAGAGCUGGCCAAAAGAUCAGGACCGUGACUGACUUAUGCGGCCAAAAGCAUAUAACAUAAAUAGGAAUGUUUAAACAUUCUCUACGAGUAGCGUCUCUUACAUAAGUUAAUAGUAUUUAUUUAACUGGGGGAUAUUUAAAGUAUUUUUAAAAUAACUUAAUAUUCUUACCUUUUAAAAUGACCUGUAAUAGGAAAAAAAGAGAAAACUUGUCACCAUUUAACGACAAGCAACUUAGGAUGUGAAAUCAAAAUACAUUUUCUUUCAAUCGAUGUUCGUUCGUGUCGUUUUACUUAACGUAUUAGGUUUGGUUG
Messenger RNA from Orbicella faveolata, 3661 nucleotides. RefSeq names its product 2-oxoadipate dehydrogenase complex component E1-like. Gene Ontology annotation, molecular function: thiamine pyrophosphate binding; oxidoreductase activity, acting on the aldehyde or oxo group of donors, disulfide as acceptor. The record is from RefSeq and is a predicted model, not a curated record. NCBI's taxonomy places the organism in Eukaryota, Metazoa, Cnidaria, Anthozoa, Scleractinia, Merulinidae.